AUGAUUAGGAAUAUACCGUUCCAAGCGAAUCGAAAAGAAGUGAAGCAAUUGUUCGCUACAUUUGGUGAACUGAGGGCAUUUCGAAUACCGAAAAAAAUUGGUUCAACCUCGUCGACGGAAAGUCAUCGUGGCUUCGGAUUCGCAGAUUUCAUCAACAAAGCGGAUGCGGCCAGAGCAUUCGAUGCGCUUGUUCAUUCGACACAUUUGUACGGUCGUCGAUUGGUAUUGGAAUGGGCGAAGCAGGACGAGUCGAUUGAGGAACUUCGCGAUAAGGCGCUAUCGAAUAUCAGGUUCAUUGAUAUCUUAUUCCUUCAUAUCCCUAGCGAUUUAUGGCGCUGA
Molecule: messenger RNA, 339 nt
Organism: Anisakis simplex (herring worm)
Lineage: Eukaryota; Metazoa; Nematoda; Chromadorea; Rhabditida; Anisakidae
Source: the annotation of a GenBank genome assembly